AUGCCCAAAGUCGCCGAGUUUCCAGUCUAUCCUGUUCUUCAGGGGAAAGUAGCAUUGAUCACUGGAGGCGCUCAGGGUAUGGGCAAAGCGACCGCCCAGGUAUUCCUCAAGGCUGGAGCCAAGGUCGUGAUUGCUGAUGUUCAGGCCGACAAAGGUGAAGCGGCAGCGGCGGAGCUUUCCAAGUUCGGCGACGUGACAUUCAUCCAGACGGAUAUCUCAAAGUCUGAGCAAGUUCAAAGCCUCGUCUCCCAGACGGUAGACAAGUACGGCGCAUUGGACUGCGCGGUCAACAACGCUGCCUUGACGCCGGACAGCACGCCGCUCAUUGACCUCGAUGAGGACUACUGGAGCCGGCUUGUUGGCAUUAAUCUCACGGGGACGGCGCUUUGCUGCAAAUACGAAAUGAGGGAAAUGAUCAAGGCAGGGACCAAGGGGUCAAUUGUCAAUAUCGCUUCCAUCAAUGCAUUCAGACCUCAACCCAGAAUGCCAGCAUACACGUCAACAAAGCAUGCCUUGAUUGGGCUCACCAAGCACGCUUCAUCCGAGGGGGGCCCAAAGGGCAUUCGAAUCAACGCAAUCGCUCCCGGCGCGAUCUAUUCGGAUAUGUCAGCUGCCGCCCUAGAGACCAUGGGGACCACCGAGGAAGAAUUCGCAAAAACUGCGAGUCACUUGCAUCGGUUUGGCCAACCACACGAGAUAGCACAAGGCUCACUUUGGCUAUGCUCAGAUGCAUCGUCCUUUGUAACAGGCUCUUGCCUCACGAUUGAUGGUGGUUUCAUGGCCAUGUAG
Molecule: messenger RNA, 789 nt
Organism: Pestalotiopsis fici W106-1
Lineage: Eukaryota; Fungi; Ascomycota; Sordariomycetes; Amphisphaeriales; Sporocadaceae
Exons: 2
Coding region: 1-789 (262 amino acids)
Molecular function (GO): oxidoreductase activity
Source: RefSeq, a predicted model, not a curated record